AUGCUAGCAUUCCUUCUCUACGCGGCAGCCACAUAUGCCCAAACGACAUCCUACGUGUUCCCCUUCACCUCGGACACGUCUAUUGUCAACGGGUACCAUAUCUACGGCUCCGUAGGUUCCGGCCCUACUACCGAGUUCCUCAUCGACACCGGCUCCACGGGGGUGCUCAUCUCCCCCCGUGCGUUAGGGACGAACUACACGCUCCUGAAUGAGAACUUCUGUUUCGCCUAUUCGAGCAGUAACAACACCUACCAAGGGCACUGGGUUCUCGCGCCCAUCGUCUUCUCUGGCUCCGGCUCCGAGCCCGUGAGCGCGCAGACGAUCCCCAUCCCCGUCCGGGUGGCAACACAGUUCUGCUCCGGGGCGACAGGGAAGUGCACUACCGACCCGGGGGAGAUAAGCGUCAGCAUGCUCGGGGUUGGGUUGGGGAGGGGGAACAUGUCCUGGGGUGGGGAGGACGGGUGCGGGAACCAAGUGCCGCUUGGGGUGAACGCUUUCCUCCAGUUGGAGGAGAUGCAGCCUGGAGAAAACGCCAGUCCGGGGUAUAUCAUCACCCCUCGCAAUUCUAGCAUCACACUCGGUAUCACUGGCGCUAACAGCGAGGGGUUUGACUUUGUCGCACUGCAACUGGCGGGGAACGCGAGCAACGUCACCUACUCUGACUGGGUACCGCCGACGGUAGAGGUCAACGUCGCCUCGCAAACUUGGACGCCAUUCAACGCCAGCCUGCUGAUCGACACUGGUAUCUCCUACUCAAUCAUCCAGUCCCCAGCCAGCGACGCUCUCCCCGGCAGCACCAGCAGGGGUGUAACAACAGUCUCCAACGGGACGAGCCUCAACCUCACCCUCCCCUCCCUGGGCGGGCAAGAGCUGUACGCGUUCGUCACUGGCCAACCUGGUGCGCCGGCGUACGUCAGCUGGAGGCAUGCAGCUGCCCCGUUUGUGAAUACCGGAAGGGGGGCAUUGGGGGAGUUCGAUUACCUGUUUGACGCGAGAAGGGGGAGAGUGGGAUUCGCGUUCAAUAGGACGGUGUGA
Molecule: messenger RNA, 1035 nt
Organism: Dacryopinax primogenitus
Lineage: Eukaryota; Fungi; Basidiomycota; Dacrymycetes; Dacrymycetales; Dacrymycetaceae
Exons: 1
Coding region: 1-1035 (344 amino acids)
Source: RefSeq, a predicted model, not a curated record